Linum trigynum is the source of this 4150-nucleotide messenger RNA. Lineage: Eukaryota; Viridiplantae; Streptophyta; Magnoliopsida; Malpighiales; Linaceae. The record is from the annotation of a GenBank genome assembly.
GCUUAUUACUUGCUGUUCGCAUCACUUAGCUAUAGGAGCACUUAUUCCAGCCUUGGUUUUGGAGUCUUAAAUACCAAAGUUUUAGAUUGCUGAUCCAGUGAUGGGAACUCUUGUCCUGCAGGUAUCACUAUAAUGUUGGAGAUUCAAGGCUUGGGCAACAUGUAGACAAAGGAAGGGAAGACGGUCUGUUCAUUAGCUGCAUCUCUUCAUCGGCUAAUUUGUGGGCGGUUGUCAUGGAUGCAGGAACUGGGUUCAGUGCCCAGGUUUAUGAAUUAUCUCGCAUUUUCUUGCCCAAGGUUGGUAUUCUUCGCUCUUAUGGUAUUCAUAUGGAAGCCUUAGCCAGCAUCAACUAAUGCUUUGUUAUUUUCUGAUAUUCUCGUCAGGAGUGGAUAAUGGAGCAGUGGGAUAAGAACUUUUACAUAACUUCUAUCGCUGGGACAACUAAUGGAAGUUCCUUGGUGGUUAUGUCAAAGGGUAGAGAUACAUUAACUAAUUUUUUUAUAAAGCUUUUUAAUAUAUUCCAUUUGUUUGAUCAACCUAGCCAUCAUGACCUGGGGAAGUCGUUUUUUUCUUGAUCAUGAACGUUUUUAAUUGAUUGGUGGCUUGCUGAACUUAGGCAGACUGGGCUAGCAGAGGUUUGAAGCCUGUUAUCAUUGAAGGAUUUUCCACUCUGUUUCUUGAAGUUUAUGAUUUUCAUGAACAAGUGUUUGGUGGCUUCUGAACUUGGCGGGAUUGGAUUAGGCAAACCUUGCUCAAUGAUUUAACCUUAGUCCACAAUAGGUGGAUUCGGAAGGAUACUUUUCAAUCUCUUUCCUGCUGUGAAUAGUGAUGUUUCGUGUUAAAUUGUAGCAAUUUUGGAUUUUGAAGAAUUCCCUAAUCAAUGACAAGUAGUAUAGGCGAGGAAGCAUGUCUAUGUAGUAGGUGUGAUGAACCGUGAGUGAUGAUGAACCAGUAGUUCACUUACUAUACAGUUCUAGAAGUUUCUAGUGCAUGCAGUCAAUAGCUUAGAAACUUUUACCCUUGAGUCUGUAUUAGCUAAUAUGCUAAUUGUUUUUGUAUAGCUUUUUGCUUACUACAUCUGCCAUUUUCUCUCUUGUUUUGGUAAUUGUUUUUGGUAGGGACUGCAUAUACACAGCAAUCCUACAAAGUUAGUGAUGUAUUCCCUUUCAAAUGGAUCAAUAAAAAAUGGAAAGAAGGAUUUUCUGUUACCUCAAUGACAACUGCAGGCAGUAAGUGGGGGAUUGUAAUGUCCAGAAAUGCAGGUUAUCCGAACCAGGUUGGGUUAAUGAUCUUACCACACUGCUUGGUACAUCUAUUUGUGAAGGAAUUUAUAUCACAAUGCUUAUAUGUUGCCUCUCUCUCUCUCUCUCUCUCUCAACUAGGUGGUUGAACUCGAUUUCCUUUACCCUAGUGAAGGGAUCCAUAGAAGAUGGGAGAACGGAUACCGAAUUACUGCAGCAGCAGCUACAGCCGACCAGGCUGCAUUCAUUCUUAGUACUCCCAAGAAGAAAACACCAGAAGUUGCUCAAGAAACCUUGAGGACUUCUGCUUUUCCUAGUACCCAUGUUAAGGUAAGCCAGAAAGUUUCAUGGUUCUAUGCGAAUUGAAUAAACUAGCAUAAUAUCAGAGUUGUGGUCCCUUCCCUUUUGGCCCACGCAUCAUGUGAUUUAUCCUUGGACAAUCGAUCUUUCGAGACGCUAAACAGUUAGGACAAUCAACCGAGUGAUUCAUCUCUUUUAUCUUUCUUUUUUGCCAAGCAACUUGUUGUUUUCAUAUCAUUCGCUUAAUGUCUACUGUCUAAGAAGGAAGAGUUAUGAACCUUUUUUUUUUUUGGUGCAUGCUGAUAGGAUAAAUGGUCAAAGAAUCUGUAUAUUGCAUCAAUAUGUUACGGAACGGUAUCUUGAAGCUGCUGGCUGGUUGGGGGAGGCCGCCUGUCUCCCAAUGAAGAAGCAGGUACUUGCUUAAUUUUUUUUAUCUCCAUUAGUGUCGCAAAAGCUUCCUGCUUCUUGGUGGAAGUACCGAGCUUGCAUAUUUGGUGUGGUGGAAAUAGUUGACAGUCUUUGUAACACAAUAUAGGUUGGUCGGAUCACUUCUUCGCACUGGUGUAUUGCCUGCCGAAGACUUUUGGGUAUGGAACGAGAGUAAUAUGGCUGGAGGAGUUCUGUUUUUGGCUGUUGUAGAGGGGUUACCACAUCACUCAAUGGUGAAGAAUAUAUCCUGAAUGCCCGGUAGAAUGGGCCACGCCACGAGCAUUGAUAUUCAUGUCUUUUGGCUGGCUCAUUCUGGCUUUUGCCUUGAACAAACAGAAAAAUGUUGUAUAGUGAUUAAUCUAUCAUGCGGGGAUAAGGCUAUGAUGGCUGCCCUGUUCUUUGUUUGGUAACUGGUGUAGUAAGAUGGAGAAGAACCAUUGUCUGGUAUACACAAGAGUCGGAAAGGAACAGGAUGGAUUUCAGGGAAAAGAAAAGUCUGGAGGGUGUUAGGUUUGCUACAAGGAAAGGUUCCUUGCCUCCUGUUGUAAUGAACUUAACACGAGAAAGAAGAAAAACAUGUACUUGGCUCCCUGCCGUCCCCCUAUUACUUCAUUAUUAUUAUGGCCUGAUUGAUCUAUGAUUCAUCUCAUCCAUGUGUAUCCAUUUCUUUUCGAAGUUUCAUGGCUACUGACAGAAUCAAGAUGUAAUCUGGGGAGGAAAGUUGAGAGAGAAAAAGAGAGAAAAAGCUCUCCCCUCUCUCCUCCUUUCUGCUGCUUUUCCUUACCGUUGAUGACCGUUGGGAGCAAGCCUCCCGUGCAGGGGGAGGACCAUUGUCUGAAACCGCCGGAUGGCUCACCGCAGGAAAGCCUCCAGCAGAAAGGCUCACCGACGGGAACCCCCGUCCAACCCAGUAAGAAAGCCAAAGCGCAGUCUAGCUCUGCGUUCUCAGGGCAGGUGGAUAUGGAUGUUGCGAUAGUCACCGCCAGGGCGGCCGACGAAGAGAUGCUUAGCCCGGAGCAGCCGGAAAAAGGGAGACCCUUUUCUAACCCCGAUGUCAACCAAGAGUCCGCUGCCCGCAAAAUCUCCUACAAAGAUUCAUUCCUCAGAAAUGGGGCGCCGCUGGAGAUCCUAGAGGGAGAUUACCUAAUGUUGGAUGAAUCCGACGAUGAAAAUGGAGAAGAUGAUCCAGAGUGCCCUACAAUCAGAAUCAAAAAGCGAACAAAUGCAAUUAUCUGCAAUAGAUGGAGACGGGCUAUUACAUUCCGAGUUCUUGGGAAGAACUUCCCCUUCGUCUUUGUCCAUAGGAGAGUCCAGAGAAUGUGGGCGAAAACGGGAGGGAUGAAGGUGGGGGAUAUCGGCAAUGGAUACUUUCAAGCAUCUUUUGACUCGCAGCUUGACCAUGACAGAGCUUUAUAUGGGGGACCAUGGACGAUAGAGGAUCAUUACAUCGUUGCUGAGCCAUGGAGGUUAGAUUUUGAUACCAUUAAUAGAACUGUUGUGUGGGUUCGUCUUCCCCGCCUUCCUCUAGCCUACUUCGAUGAAGAUAUCCUUACUGAUAUAUGGAAUAUGCUUGGGAGGGUGGAGAAAAUUGACUACAAUACCGCCAAUGGGUUUAGGGGCAACUAUGCUCGCAUAUGUGUGGAGAUUGAUCUUAGGAAAAAGCUGGUCUCUAAAUACAGAAUCAAGAGAAGGGUGAGGCGGGUUGAGUAUGAAGGCUUGCACAUUGUUUGCUAUGACUGUGGAAUGUAUGGCCACCUAGCUGAGGCUUGCCCACAGAGAAAACCAGCAGAGAAGAUCAGCAUUGAAGAUCAAGCAAAGACCCCAAACACCUCACAGGCAAGCCAGGAAAUUAGACCAGAAAUUCUGGAAGACUAUGGACCCCGGAUGCUGGCAACAAGACCGAAAAUGAGGAACAUCCAACAACAAAACAGAAAGAGUGAAGAUAAAAAGAAAGAAACAGUGGCAGCAGUGGAAACAAAAGCCUCGGGAUCACGUUUUAGUGCCUUGGAGGCAGAAGAAAUGGAGAUACAAGAAACAUGACAGGAAACAGUGGAGAUGAAUGAGCAACACAAAGAGACGAGUGGUGCACUGGAAAAACAAAAGGAAAGUAUAAGAGAAGAUCGAGGGGAGAAAGUACAGGAGGAAACAAAGUUGGAAAAGAAGAAAAUUGAACAGAAGGG